Messenger RNA from Gastrolobium bilobum, 723 nucleotides. Its product is annotated as RING-H2 finger protein ATL5-like. The transcript has a single exon. NCBI's taxonomy places the organism in Eukaryota, Viridiplantae, Streptophyta, Magnoliopsida, Fabales, Fabaceae. The coding region runs from base 30 to 644 and encodes 204 amino acids. The record is from RefSeq and is a predicted model, not a curated record.
UACCAUUUUAAACUCAAUUCUCUGUCACGAUGAUGGAACCUGACAUCGAAGCAAAGUAUGUCCACAAUGGCAAGGUCAUGGUGGGCACUGCCAUCCUUCUCAUCAUUAUCAUACUCAUCAUCAUUUUCUUUCACACCUACGUCCACCUCUGUCGCCGCCACCAUCUCUUCUCUCAACCACUUACCACUAAUUCCCCUUCCACCACCACUUUAAAUGAAGAAAGCCUCGACCCUUCUGUUCUGAAAUCUCUUCCUACCUUCACUUACUCCUCCGCCACCCACCGCCCUCUGCACGACUGCGCCGUCUGCUUGUCGGAAUUCGCUGACUGCGAUAAAGGCCGUGUGCUUCCAAACUGUAACCACGCUUUCCACUCUCAUUGUAUUGACACAUGGUUCUGCUCUCACUCCAACUGUCCUCUCUGCCGAGCUCCGGUCGAACCGGAUACAGUGGCCGUUGAUGUUGAACCGUGCUCUGUUUCGGUUUCAGAAGCGGGUGAGGGUUGCUCGUCUUUUCCUGCUCCAAUUGGGUGUCCGAGAAAGCCAUUAGGUAUAAUAGUUGAGAUGCCCGAGGAGGAAAGAGGGUCGGAUCCUGUAGCGGGAGAUCACGGGUUCAAAUGGCCAUUGAAAAGGUUUUGCAGUGUAUAGGCGAGAAGAUCGUAGAGGAAGAUAGCGUUGGUGAGCAGAGAAAAGAGACGCUCGCAGAGCGAUGAACUAGACGGUACAG